Molecule: messenger RNA, 904 nt
Organism: Solea solea (common sole)
Lineage: Eukaryota; Metazoa; Chordata; Actinopteri; Pleuronectiformes; Soleidae
Gene: dbx2
Product: developing brain homeobox 2
Exons: 4
Coding region: 80-811 (243 amino acids)
Biological process (GO): regulation of transcription by RNA polymerase II
Molecular function (GO): DNA binding; DNA-binding transcription factor activity, RNA polymerase II-specific
Source: RefSeq, a predicted model, not a curated record
UCGAGAAGGGAUUAAAGGAGAAUUUAGUGUCACUGAGCUGUGACUGCUGAAGAGGGAACUCAAGUGUUCGGGUCACUGUAUGAACAGGAUGGUCUCCGUACAGAGCUGCACCAGGAGGAAUAUGCCUGGUUCUCCUCCUGCUUUAACGGGUUUUGGGAGUUCGGGAAAGAGUUUUCUCAUUGACAAUCUGCUGCAGGCGUCCUCGGCCAAGUCUCAUUCAGCCCACCUGAAACUAGCAGUUUAUGAGCAUCCAAGAAGAACCUGGGGCCUUGAGCAUGGAGCCUACCACAGCCAGGCCCAGAGUCCCCAGCAGAUGAAAGACUUGGGAGGACUCCUUCUGCCACACUCAGGUGUGCUCAGCAGUGUUUUCCUACGGAGCCCACAGUAUCUGCUGGCGUGCUGCGGUGGGUCCAGCCCCCCUCCUGUUUUCUCCAAGGGAGCAAAUCUUCGGAUGUGGUCUGCGGAAGGAAGCCCUAAAGUUCGCAGAGGGAUCCUCAGGAGGGCCGUGUUCUCAGAGGAACAACGUAAAGAGCUGGAGAGAACUUUUCGGAGACAAAAAUAUAUCAGCAAGACAGACCGGAACAAACUGGCGGCUGAUCUCAGACUCAAAGAGUCACAGGUGAAGAUCUGGUUCCAGAACCGCCGAAUGAAGUGGAGAAACUGUAAAGAGAAGGAGGUUCAUAACACCCGUUCCCCGAUGGAUGAGCUCAUGGCUCAGGGUCUCGGAGAAGAGGAGGAACAACCAUCACAGAAUCACGCUGAUCCAAAAACACGAAAAGCACCGCCACAUAAGAGUGCCAUAGACACAUGAGAGGCUGUAAUGAGUGGGAAAUAAUCUAGUGACUGUCUUACUUCCACAAGACUCAAAAAAUGAGCUGUGAAGUGCUGGGAAGUGCUGGGAGGC